AACCAAUACUUUCAAUGAUAUAAUAAUUCAAGAAUUGUUAGUUGUGUGAAUCAAACAUAAUUCAGAUUGUGUACAAAAGAUAACAUUCAAGAAAUAUGCUUUAAAAUAUUAGAAUAUCCUUUACGCAUAUUAUAUAAUGCAAUUUAAGGAGUUAAUUUGUUAGUUUUGAUAGUUAAAUUGUCAAAUAAAUUGUAUGUUAUUGCUCUAAUUCGUACGAAUGAUCCCGUGAACGUACAAAAAUUACAAAUUGUUCUUGAAACCGAUCGCACAAUGAGUAAUAAUGUUAUAAUUAUUAAUGUAGUUAAAUAUUGUUGCUUCAUUUAUUUCAACGAGUGCUAAUAGUGUAUAAUAAUAUUAUUUUUUAGUGUGGACAUGAAAACAUACAAAUAUGUUAGGUUAAUGGUACAUUAAUCGCACAGGAAAUAUAAUAAUAUUUAAAAUUUUAUAAUUUAAUUCUUUUAUCUUCUGAUAUGUGGUGUAAAAAAGGACUUAGUUACGUUAUUAAGAAUAGACGAUUUUAUACAUCUAUCUUGCAUCCAGAAAAGCAGCUUACCCCAAAUGAUACAUGCAUAUUACAACAAAUUCCAGAACCUGAGUAUGAUAUAAAUUUUUUAUGUAACCCAAUUAAUCGAGAUGUUAUUAAUAAAAACAUAGUAGCGAGAAAAGGUAUUGGAAAUAUUGACAAAGUACUUGAGCUGUCGCAAAAACCAGAACUAAAAGAAUCUUUUUUACACGAGUUAAGUCAAAUACCAAAUCAUACAGAUCCAACUGUAUUAUCUUAUGGUGAUAAACCACAGUUAUUAAAAACAUGUGGAAACAAACCAGAAUUUGAUUUUGAACCAAAGGAAUUUUCAAAAUUGGUUACAAACUUGAAAUUAUUACAAAAUCAAAGUUUAGGUCCUGUAAUAGGACAAAGAGGAUAUAUACUUGUAGGCGAUUUGGCACAAUUAGAAGAAGCAUUAGUUCAUUAUACAAUUAAGGAAUUACAGAAGCAUGGUUUUAAAAUUGUUUCUGUACCAGAUAUUAUUCCCACAAAAAUUAUAGAAAGGUGUGGAUUAAUAACAGAUAAGGGACGAACUCUUGUGUAUAAUUUACAUUCAUCUUAUGGAGAUAAUUACAGUUUGUCUGGAACAGCAGAAAUGUCAUUGGCCUAUAAAGUUAUGAAUAAUACAUUUAAUACCGUAGAAUUACCUUUGAAAUUAGCUGCUGUGAGUAGAUGUUUCAGAGCAGAAACUUCUAAACUUUCGGAAGAAAGAGGAAUAUAUAGGGCUCAUCAGUUUACAAAAGUUGAAAUGUUUGUAUGUACUGAGCAAGAGAAGUCUGUGGAGCAGUUUCAUGAACUUCAACAAAUUCAAGAACAUUUAUUUUCUUCUUUAAAUUUAUGCUUUCAAAUAAUUGAUAUGCCACCUCAUGAUUUAGGAGCUCCUGCAUAUAGAAAAGUUGAUAUGGAAGCUUGGAUGCCUGGGAAAAAAUCAUAUGGAGAAAUAUCUAGUUGCAGCAAUUGUACAGAUUAUCAGUCACGACGACUCAACAUAAAAUAUAAAACACAAACUGGAGAAUCUUUGCAUGUACAUACAUUAAAUGGAACUGCUUGUGCAAUACCACGUAUGUUAAUUGCACUUUGUGAAACGUAUCAAACGAAACAUUCUCGCAUUACGGUUCCUAAAAUUUUAGAACCUUAUAUGGGAGACAAAACGUUAAUUAGAAAACAACCUAUUGCAGAUAUGAGAAUUUAUAAAUAUAAGCCAAAAAUUUGAUGUAUCAUUGUAUUAUACAUGUAUA
Molecule: messenger RNA, 1782 nt
Organism: Nomia melanderi (Alkali bee)
Lineage: Eukaryota; Metazoa; Arthropoda; Insecta; Hymenoptera; Halictidae
Gene: SerRS-m
Product: Seryl-tRNA synthetase, mitochondrial
Biological process (GO): seryl-tRNA aminoacylation
Molecular function (GO): ATP binding; serine-tRNA ligase activity
Source: RefSeq, a predicted model, not a curated record